AUGGACAGCGGCAGUUUUAUGACUCACAAGUUUCAAUCCUUCCAGACGCGGUCUCAACUGAGAUUGUUUGUUGUGAGGUCCUUGGAGCAGACUUCCACAUGUGGCAAGACAUGUCACGAUGCAUUCCGCUGUAUUUUGGGCCCUAAGAGGACGGACGUUUGCAGAGCUAGCCACGACUCCUUGGUGAUCCGUACAGCCGUACAGCUUGCAGGAUCAAUGAGUGCUAGUGCAGGUGCAGAGGUUGAUGCCAAAGGCCGGUCCGCGCUGCACCUCGCCGCCUUCAACGGGGAGAGGGAGGAGGUUGAGCGGCUUGUGACUUCAGGAGCUGAGAUUGAAGCCACAGACAAGGAAGGCUUCACUCCAUUGCAUUUGGCUUCCGAAGCGGGCCGCCUGGACGUGGUCGACCGGCUCACCGAAGCCAAGGCCGACUUGGAAGCGAAGGGUGGCCCAUCCCGCCUUACGCCGCUGCAUUGGGCGGCGGAGAAGGGCCACCCCGCCACGGUGGACCGGCUCGUGGCGGCCGGCGCCGCCGUCGACGCGAAGACCAGCCAGGGCUGGACGCCGCUGCAUCUUGCGGCGUGGCACGGCCACCCCGCCACGGUGGACCGGCUGGUGGCGGCCGGCGCCGCCGUCGACGCGAAGGAGGACAUCAGUGGUCAAACGCCUCUCCACUACGCGGCCGUCUCCGGCCACUCCGACGCGGCGCAGCGCCUGGUCGACCUUGGCGCCGACGUCGACGCCCAAAACAACGCCGGCCAAACGCCCUGGGAGUUGGCCCAAAGGCAUGGCCGCAAGACGCGGAUGGCGCCGGUUCUGCGUCCCGUGUAUGUCUCUUCCCUUGGUGGACGAAGCGUGCCCUGUGGUCACUGGCCAGAGCGGCGUGUGAUUGAGCUCAAAGCAGAGGCCGAGCAAAAGCUUGGCUUCAAGAUUUGUGAGCUAAUCACUAGCUCUGGCGAGCCUCUGCAGGAAACGUUGACCCUGGAAGAAGCCGGGAUCAACUGCAGGGAUCAUAUGACUGCGGUUGCUUUGGUGCCAACAGAUCUUACAGAAUCUCCAGACCAUCAUGCAUCUGGCCGCCAGUCUGGUGAGUUUGCAGCUGGAGAUGCGCGUGGCAGCAACCAGGAAGUUAGUGCUUCACAAAGUGCGCCUCAG
Durusdinium trenchii is the source of this 1152-nucleotide messenger RNA. NCBI's taxonomy places the organism in Eukaryota, Dinophyceae, Suessiales, Symbiodiniaceae. The record is from the annotation of a GenBank genome assembly.